AUGUCGAUCGAAAUAGAAUCUGCCGAUGUGAUCAGGUUAAUACAACAGUAUUUAAAGGAGUCCAAUCUCACUAAAACAUUGCAAACCCUUCAGGAAGAAACUGGUGUAUCACUAAAUACUGUAGACAGUGUUGAUGGCUUUUGUGCAGACAUUAAUAAUGGUCAUUGGGACACUGUACUAAAAGCCACAGCAUCACUUAAACUCCCAGACAAAAAGUUGAUGGAGCUAUAUGAACAAGUAGUGUUGGAACUAAUUGAGCUUAGAGAACUCGGAGCUGCUCGCACAAUUUUGCGUCAGACCCAACCCUGUCAACUUAUGAAGCAACAUGAAACUGAUCGCUAUAUGCAUCUUGAAAACCUGCUCUCCCGGUCUUACUUCGACCCGCGGGAGGCGUACGGCGCAGGCGGCGGCAAGGAACGGAGGCGAGCGGCGCUGGCGGCGGCCUUGGCGGGCGAGGUGUCCGUGGUGCCCAGCUCCAGGCUGCUGGCGCUGCUCGGCCAGGCGCUGAAGUGGCAGCAGCACCAAGGCCUCCUGCCGCCCGGAACAACAAUUGAUUUGUUCCGGGGCAAGGCAGCCAUCAGAGACGAAGAGGAUGACCAGUGCCCCACACAACUUUCGAAAAUAAUCAAGUUCGGCCAAAAGUCGCACGUUGAGUGCGCAAGAUUUUCGCCUGACGGGCAGUAUUUGGUGACGGGGUCAGUGGACGGAUUGGUGGAGGUUUGGAACUUCACUACGGGCAAGAUCCGCAAGGACCUACGCUACCAGGCGCACGACGAGUACAUGAGCAUGGAGGAGGCCGUGCUGAGCCUCGCCUUCGGCCGCGACAGCGACACCCUCGCCGCGGGCUCCAUCGACGGCAAGAUCAAGGUGUGGAAGGUGUCCAACGGGCAGGUGCAGCGGAAGCUGGACCGCGCGCACACCAAAGGCGUCACCUGUUUGCAGUUCACGCGCGAUAACACACAGAUCCUGUCCGCAUCGUUCGACAGGACCAUACGGAUCCACGGACUGAAGUCGGGCAAGCUGCUGAAAGAGUUCCGCGGGCACACGUCGUUCGUGAACGAGGCCGUGUUCACGCCGGACGGGCACGGCGUGCUGAGCGCCUCGUCGGACGGCACGGUGCGCCUGUGGAGCGUGCGCACGGCCGAGUGCACCGCCACCUUCAAGCCGCUGGGCUCGGGCGAGCCGCCCGUCAACUCGCUGCUGCUCACGCCCAAGAACCCCGAGCACUUCGUGGUGUGCAACCGCACCAACACGGUGGUGAUCAUGAACAUGGCGGGGCAGAUCGUGCGCUCGCUGUCGAGCGGGCGGCGGGAGGCGGAGGGCGGCGCGCUCGUGUGCGCCGCGCUCGGCGCGCGCGGCCGCCUCGUCUACUGCGCCGCCGAGGACUUCGUGCUCUACGCCUUCUGCGCCGCCAGCGGCAAGCUCGAGCGCACCAUCAACAUCCACGAGAAAGCGGUUAUCGGCAUGACACAUCAUCCGCACCAGAACCUGCUCGCCACGUACAGCGAGGAUGGCCUGUUGAAAAUCUGGAAGCCU
Iphiclides podalirius (scarce swallowtail) is the source of this 1536-nucleotide messenger RNA. NCBI's taxonomy places the organism in Eukaryota, Metazoa, Arthropoda, Insecta, Lepidoptera, Papilionidae. The record is from the annotation of a GenBank genome assembly.